CUGUAAGCGGCAAGAUGGCGACGACAACGCGUCUGUCAAGGAUCAGCUGAUUGUGACACUUGAUAUGAACACUUUGCAGAACACUUUGCCGUGUAAACGAAAAUAUCAAGUGAAGAAUUCGAUGUUUUCCUAAGAAAAUUUGAAGUUUCUGGUGCGAGUCGCCAUCACUCCCAUUGACAAUUUAAACUCGUAGUACGACUCAACGUCAAAUCGGACGGGUCUUUAUUUUUCAACGGCACGAUUCCACGGCGUGUUGAAGAGAUGCAUUUUAUUACCGAAUAACACACUCUAAUAGCAUAUUUAAAGAACUCUUUGUUUCCAGAUAUAACUUAACGAUAAUGAAAUAAUUUUGUUUUUUCAAUCGCAUAAUCUAAUGGCCGAUCGAAUAGACUUCCGUCUUUAUCUACUAUGGGGAAAAUAAAGUCCAUGCGGCCUGUCUAUUGGACAUGGACACAGUGUGAAUUCAUCAUUAUCGCUUGUGUUUACUUGUGUUGCGUCUGACAUCUAAUUCAGGAUAAAAUGUAACGUAUCAUUCCUCAAGUGCCAUGAAUGUCACUCAAUGAGCGUAAUCGUGCGAGGAAUGCGUAUGAGCAAUUGUCCCGCGAGGUUCUGUAAUUAUUAACGUGUCAGAUAGAUCAAUCAUUAUUUCAGAUAUUUCUGAAAAAAUGGCAGAUGUUAGAUUACUCAUUCAGGAAGAAGGUCGUACUGCUAGAAACUUGAUAGCUUUUAAUGUACCAGUUGGUACAAAUAAUACAGAAAAGAUUACAAAAAAACCACCCAGUGUACCAAGGCAAGCUCAGUUAGGUUCAACAAAGCGAUCUAUGAAACCAGCAACAAGAGUAAGAUCUGCUUCUACAGGUCGUGACAAAAAAUCUGAAUUACAGGCACGAUAUUGGGCAUUUCUAUUUGGGAAUUUACAAAGAGCAGUCGAUGGAAUUUAUCAAACAUGUGAAGAGGAUGAAAAUAUUUCUGAGUGUAAAGAAGUUAUCUUAGUUUUAGAGAAUUAUACGCGCGAUUUUCAUAAUUUAAUAGAAUGGUUUAGAGUUAAAUGGGCAUAUGAAAAUUCGCCACCACCAUUAAGACGAACUCCUUUAGCUUGGGAAGUUAGAAAAACUUCCCCUUGCCGAAUAUGGAAUUCUACAAUAAUUCCAAAAUCUACUAGUCCCUUACAGAGAGCAAGUCCAACCGAAUCUAUUUGUAAAAGUCCAGUUGAACAAAUCAUAUGUGAAUGUAAAACGAUUGUAACAGACAACAAGGUUAAUAAUGUUAAGGAAGAAUUACUUCAUAAAUUAUUAAAAGAUAGUAAAAACAAUGUCUGUAAAAAUUGUUCCUCUGAUAUUAAAGAGAGGCGUAAAAAUGGUAUAGAUAAAAUAGGAAAUCAAACAACGAAUAAGGAGAGAUCUGUAUCGACAAAAGCACUCAACAAAAUUCUCGUGAAACAAUCGGUACAAUCAAAAACGAAUCUCGAAGAUCGUAGGACAUUAAACGAAAGUAUAACAUAUGAUUCGAGAAAUAAAGUAGAUUCAAGAAACAUUCCUAAACAUAUAAAGGAUUCUGUACACGGCAAUAUUACGAAGCUGGCUGAUUCUAAUUUAUCAGUGGAGAAACAAGAACAAGCGUAUAAAAGUGAUAAAAACGUUCAGCUAGAAUCGAGCAUUGACUGUGAACUUAUACAAAAAGAUACUAAUGUCGUGAAUGCUAAAGACGGCAAGACGGAGGGAAAAAAUCCGGAUACAAGAUUAUUGUAUAAUAAAAGUAACACAGUAUUGGGGAAAAACGAAAUUAACGUUAGGGUAAAAAAAGAUAGUAUCCAGAAUACUUCAGAAAAAAUAAAACAAGUCAACUGUCAAAUGAAUAAACAUGAAAUUGGUGAUAAAUCAGAUAAUAAGGAUACUCGAAAUUCCACAGCAAAUUCAUCCUCUAUUCACAUAGAUAAAAGCCCUAUGACAUUCGACACAAAUAGGCCCGCAUACUCAACCAUAUCGCAAACAAGAUCUAAAACACAUUCAUCAACUUCGUCCGAAACUCCAAAGUUCGUCAGAAGUAAGACCUGCUUAAGUGGAAAAAUUUUACCUACUCCAAGUAAAACAAGACCUGGAACGUCUGUUAUAGUGAGAGGACGAUUUCAAACUCUUGAAAAUAAGCUGUCUGAACAAAAUCUUUCAAAGAAGGAUCAAAAUAGAGACAUGAAUGGAUCGGUGGAGGUUUUGACGAAGCAAACGGUAUCUUCCAAGUUAAAGGACGAAAACGACGGUUGGCAGACAGUUAGAAACCGCUGUAGAAGAGGAAGUACUCAUAAUUUAAACAUGUCGACACGCUUUCAUAAACCGAGCACCGCCCUAUCUCUGCCAGCUUUAUCCAUAGAGAGUCCAUCGGAGAAGAUAAAGAAGAACUGUUACACUCCCGAUGGAAAUAACAAGCAAAAGAAAAAGUGUAUUGUAGGUAAAGCUGGAAAGAACAUGAACAACGAAGUUGAGAAGGUUAAGGGAGAAUCCAUGUCAUCAUCUACUAUUAAAAGUAGCCUCGAAGAUACAUUCAAAAAGAAUGCAUUGAAUCUGUACGAUACCAACUCAACGUCGAUGAUCGCAGCUAUCUUUAAAAACGACGCAGAGCUGCUCGAGAAACGUAUACAACAAUUUAUGGCUGCUCAAGCGGAAAGAGAGAGAAUUAUUUUAGAGGAAGAGAGAAAGACGGAAGAAGCAGAUUCUCAGAGAUCUCAGCAAUUAUCAGAUGAAGAGGCAUCUUUGAAACGACAGAUUUUGGAGUUGGAGUCCAGCGAAAUUGAUGUCGACACUGAAACGGAUGAAACGGACGGUGAAAUGGUUCUCGAAAUGGAAGAUGAGCCUGUGGUGUCGCUCAGUGUCGUCGCUGACGAUAUUAGCUUGGAAGAUAGAUAUGAAAAUAUGUUAGAAGGAAUGUCGUGGGCGGAACGAGUCGAUACCCUCGCGCAAUUACGCGCAUUAGUGGCUCGUCAUCCAGGACGUGCUUUAGAAUUGCAUCAAAAACUGUCGUCUCCAUCACGAAAAAGAUCGCUUCCUGAGACGUUAAGAAGAUACCAGGCGAAGCAAGCUUGCGCGCAACAUAAACGUCAAAAGUUACUAAUGGAAAAAUCGCAACGUUUGCGCGAAUUAUUGAACAAAGUAGAGGACGUUAAGAGCGCAAAGAGCCAGUUAAUAGAAGACAAGAGGAUCAGGAUGGAAAUGAGACUUAAAAGAGCGGAGGAAAAUAGAACGCAACAUUUGCUAGAGAUAGUGAGAAAAGCGCACGAUGAGGACUCGAAGUUAAAGGAAAUAGCUUUCAUCAACGAACUUGAAGCACAGAAUAAGAGACAUGAUUUCAUGGCAUUGUGCCAGGAACAAGAAGAAAGAUUGCAGGGUAUCCAAGAAGAACGUCAACGUCGACAAGAGGAGAAGGCUGCCAAAGAAGCUGCGGCUGAAGAACGUCGGAGAGCUUUGGAGGCAGAACGACAGUUGCGAAUACAAAAAAUGAAACAAGCACGGCGAGAACGUGAAGAAAGGGUUGGUAAGAUGCAGCUCGAGAGAGAAAAAGAACGACAGGAACUAGCGAGAGAAAAAGCACGAGAUCGCGAAGAACGUUUGUCGGCGUUACACGCUGCGCAACUGGCUAAUCAAGAAGAGCUGCAGAAGAAAAUAGCACAGAAGCAGCAAGAAUCCGCUAGGAGGCAUGUAGAGAAUAUUGAGCACAUUCGACAGCGUGCGGUUGAAUCUUCAAUUUUAAGAUCGGAAGAAGUACCGCCUACCCUUAAAUCUUAUCCUGCUCAAAAACAGUGUUCUCUGUGUGGCACGAUUAUAUUCAACGAGGUAUAUCUUCUGAGUCACUUGAAAGGGAAGACGCAUCUUGAAGCGGUGCGAAAUGCACAUGAUAACCGUGAGCCAUCCCGAGAUGAACUUCAACGCUUCAACAUUGCGCAGAUACGAGAUGUACCGGUCACCGUGGCCAACAGUAGUAAUGUGAGUAACAGCAAAGCUGCGAAAGAAAAGCAGAAAGCGUUGAAACGUCGAUGCAGGAAGAUAAAGCAACGUAUGAGCUCGCGCGGCCAAGAGUGGGAAGACAAACAAAAAGCUGAGGUUAAUCCAAAUUUAUCGACCGAAUCAGCCAACAAGGCCAAAUUCCGGCGUAAUUUAAAGGAGCUCGAUAAGUUAUACAAUAAUCAUUCCAAAUCUGCGUGGUCGACUAUAGCGCUUGCCGCCUUGGAGCGUUGUUUAGGUGAAAUUACCCGAGCUUUUGCCAAAUCAUGUCAAUUUGAUCAAGACUCUUUCAGAUGCUUGAACGGUUUCGACACUUUAACAAACUUAUUGAAUCUAGGUUUAAACACACAAAAUGUAUCGCAUAAUUUACCGAACAAAGCAAUCGUAUCACUGUGUCGAGUUUACAAAGCCAGCAUCACUGGCAAUAAUGAGAAUAUAGAAAACAUUUUGUUAAGCAACAAAAUUCUCGUUAUCUUGGACUUGCUUUUACAACGUUUGGAGACUUUGGCUAGUCUCGACGACCACGCUCAGACUCAGGACGUGUCUGCCAAUUCAACCGGAAAUGGAAUGGUGGCCGCCAGCGUGACGCAAUUGCUCUGCAGCAUGAUCCCCGAAGAGCCCUUUGAGAGAACCGCCUUGCAGACGCGCGUUCAAGAUAUUGCUGGCUAUCUAGUAGCCGGCAGCCUGGUGGAUCGCGUGUCGCGUCACAGUCAGGCCUUGAUCGAGACGGAUUUCUUUCUGGAUCAGGAGCACGAGUCGCCGUUGCUUGUAUCGUCAUUCGAUCUUCUCGCGCGUAUCUGCGGUCAUCUGAAGAGGUCCGUCGAUCAAGAUAACGUCAGCAUACACGGCGAGGGCGGCGGCAACGUGGAGCAAACAAGCUCCGAGGCGCAUUUGUUGUCGACCUUGUCGACGACCGAGGCCUCAGGUGCGAUCGGCGCACUAUACGCGGCGGUCGCGUUGACGCCGCAGAAUCAGAAAGGAGCCUCGCCGACGCCCAAUCAGACCCUCACGACCGUCGUGCGCACCCUUGCCAGUCGCGGUCUCAAGCUACUCAAGUCGAUCGCGGAGCUCGAUCUUCGGACGCUGCAGAACUUCCUGGGUGUCGAAGGUACGAGCUUACAGUGGCGCUUCAUAGCCAGCCACCUGGUAACGCGGCUGUCACGCGAUUCUUUAUCGGACAAAUCGGAAGUGGGAUCGAUGCCGGAUACGAGCGGUAUAUACAUCCUCUCGGAGCUGUUCAUGGUGCUCGGCUAUUUCGCCGUUAACAACACGGACAAUCAGCUGGUUCUCCAGUCGGCCGGCGCGGGUCCUAGCGUUCUGCAGCAGUUGUGUACUCUACCGUUCCCUUUCUACGGAGACCCCAGACUGAUACCGUACACAACCCCGGCGCUUUUAGCCGCCACGCAUCAGAAUCCCGAAGCGAUGGCGAUAUUGUCUUGUGAAUUAUCGUACGAGUUGCUGGAGCAGUACAGAAAUUCGGAGGAAGGUAAACUGAAUCCUUUGGUGCGUUUGCUGAAGGAUAACGCCUAGUCCGCCCCUGUCUCCCUCGGCCGUCCGGCAUGUUUCACCGACAGUUCAAUUAGUUCAAUUAGUGUAAUUUCGCUCCUAAGAGCUCGCCAGGUAUAAACAAUCUACGUGUAUCAUAUUCAUCGUCGCCAGUGGGACAUCAAGAUCAGCUAAGCAGCCGUCGGCUCCUUAAAAAAGCGGCGGGUGUCACUCCAUGGCGGAGUGACACCCCGCAGAACCGUAGCGACUCGAGAGAGAACGAAUUGAGGAAGGGGAGUGAAAGCUAAACCAUCGGACUCGAUUAGCAGUGCCUCGUAUUUCAUUAUUCAGCGAUUGGGUGAUUGCGUCACGUCACUUUUGUGACGAUAAUUACGUUGUGUCGAGCGCGAAUGCUCCGCGAGAGUCCGACGCGCGCGCGCGCGCGCGUUCCUCCGUAUCCGGGAAUAAAACUCGAUUUGCGAGCCGAGUUAAAUUUACCUGCGAAGUAACGCGGACAAAAGACGUAUGUUAAUUUAGAUCGGUGCUUCCCGGGCCAUUUCGCUCGCCUAUUCGCGGCCGUGAUAUACCGACGGUGACUCGCGCUUGAACGCGUUCGAGCGCGUGAUAUUCCGCGUCGUGAAGGCGCGCGCAUGCGCGCGCGCGCGCGCGCGAGACGGACCGUUCGAGCAGGGCGAUUUUAUCCUCGAAUUUUACUCGCACUCUCCUCCCGCGCAGGAUAUCCUUCAAUCUAGUCCUUUUAACAUUAGUGGAGCUACAGAUUAGCAGUAAUCUCGCAAUCUCUUCACCGCGUAUUUCGUACUAUAUUUUUACGACCGCCCGUCUCCACGCGUGCCAAUCUAUCUAGGUGCAAAGAAUGUGUCUUCAACUGGGGCUUUCUUCAUGUAGCAAUCGUCGCGCGGCGAGGCCCGAUAUACAUAUAGUAGUAGGAAGAUCCUGAUGCGUGUGUUCACCGCUUAAACCGCGUCCGAAAA
This is a messenger RNA of Harpegnathos saltator (Jerdon's jumping ant), 6466 nucleotides long. RefSeq names its product short spindle 3 (gene ssp3). Bases 666 to 5519 code for a protein of 1617 amino acids. The record is from RefSeq and is a predicted model, not a curated record. The transcript is spliced from 16 exons. Lineage: Eukaryota; Metazoa; Arthropoda; Insecta; Hymenoptera; Formicidae.